UUUGAAUGACGAGUUCAGCUUUAAAGCACGUUGUAGCCGGUAGAUUUUGUGACUGUUUGAAUUUAUUGUAAAUUUGUUUAUAGGCAGUUUGUUACGUUUAAUAUCUUACUCUUGGUCCGUUUUCUUAAUCGAAACAUCUUGUGAAGAAGUGGACAGAAAUGGCAGGAGUGUGUGUGGAUGAGGGACAUGAGCUGCUCCAGUCCCUCACUGUCACUAUAGGAGCUACUGUUCCCACAGGCUUUGAACACACUGCAGCUGAGGAAGUGCAGGAAAAAAUAGGAGCCACUGCCAGAGUUAGCAAAGACCGAGGCAGAAUUUAUUUCGAAAUAACUACGGAUCAUCUGCAUAAGGUGCACCAUUUAAAGUCUGUGGAUAAUCUGUUUGUCGUGGUUAAACAUUAUGACAAUUAUCAGUUCAAAGAAACAAAGGAAGAAGCUUUAUUAGACUUGCAGCAGCUUGCUCCUGUGUUGACCUGGAACAAUGCCUUGGAGGUCUGGAAGAUGAACAACUCUCUGAAGAAGAAGAGGAGCCGCAAGAGAGGAGCUGCAGCCCCCAAAGCGAAACCUAGCAAUGCAACCGACCCUGAGAAACCCCAAGCCGAGCCUGAUGCAUCUGAGCUAAAAGAGAAACCUGGAAGUUCAUGUACUGAGCAGGAGCCGGGUCCUGAAGGAGAGCAGGAAUCCGAUAUUCAGGAGGCAGAAGCUAAGCCUCUGAAAUUCCGUGUGACUUGUAAUAGAGCCGGAGACAAGCACAGCUUCACUUCGAAUGAUGCAGCUCGGGACUUUGGUGGUGCUGUGCAAGAGUUCUUUCAGUGGAAGGCAGACAUGACCAGGUUUGAUGUGGAAGUGCUGUUGAAUAUCCACAACAACGAGGUGGUGAUUGGCAUUGCUCUCACAGAGGAGAGUCUACACAGAAGAAACAUUACUCACUUUGGUCCCACUACUCUGCGCUCCACCCUGGCUUAUGGAAUGCUAAGACUUUGUAAACCACAGAUAUCAGACAUCAUAGUAGACCCCAUGUGUGGCAGUGGAGCCAUUCCUUUAGAGGGAGUCAUUGAGUGGUCUAAUUCAUUCUUUAUUUCUGGAGACAACAAUGACAUGGCCAUCAGUCGAACUGUUAAUAACAUCAACUAUAUUAUAAAGAAAAAGCAAGACGGUGGCAGCACUUCUCCAGGUUUAUCUAUAGACACUGCACAGUGGGACCUGUGCCAUUUACCCUUGAGGACCAGUUCUGUGGACAUCCUCACUACUGACAUGCCCUUUGGAAAGAGAAUGGGCUCCAGAAAGAAAAACUGGGAUCUUUAUCCUUCCUGUCUACGUGAAAUGGCACGGGUCUGCAGGCCAGGCACAGGACGGGCCGUAUUACUGACUCAGGACAAGAAAUGCUUCACUAAGGCCCUAUCACGAAUGGGAGGGCUGUGGAGGAAAUCACACACAGUUUGGGUGAAUGUAGGAGGGUUGCAUGCUGGUGUUUUUGUGCUGCGCCGCACGGCAGCACUUUUUGGCAGCACUCCAGAAGAUGUAAGAGAGCCUCACAUUGGAUGUGAGUCACAAGAGAUCAACAUGGAGGAAGAGAAGGUUCAGUCAGCAAGAUCUGAAUGAGAUACUGUUCAAAUACUGUUCAAGAUCUGAAUGAGAUACUGUAUCUCUGAAAACAUACGAUACCUGUAAAGGUUUGACCCCUCAGUUAGGUCAUAUUCCGUUAGUACUGUUGGAAUACAUUUUUCUUUUCGCAUAUCAGCAACACAUGCCUUGUUUGUGGAAAUAUGCAACUAUAAAAAUUCACAUUGCAUGUUGCUCACAGACUGAACUGCCAUGUCAAGGAUUGUGGUCUUGGAUUGCAUAGUCAUUUCCUCUCCCAUGGAUCGUAAGACGUUAACAAGGAUCUUGAGCUGUAAAUGAUGUCAUUCUUCCUCCCAAGACACAUCAUUGUUUGGUUUUAUGUUUUGAAACACUGAAAAAGAAUAAAAAAACUUAAUAAAAUAAAAUAAACAGUAAAUUGGCUUGUUAGAGAAAUGUAUUUUAGGGGGAAUAGCUAUAUUGGGACUAUAUGUUUUUGAAUUUCUACCUUGUCCAUACUUUAUUGAGGUACAAUACCUAAAAGAUGAGUGAAUAAUUGGAUUAAUCUCUCUCUGUUGCUCUCGCUCUGUCUCCCUGCAUGUGUCUUUGAUGACAGUUUGCUUAGUUUAUUAGAAAACUCUUUAAAAAUGGUCUCAAUCAACAUUCACAAAAUGAAUAAACUACAAACAUGUAAAUGACUUGAA
Messenger RNA from Hemibagrus wyckioides, 2263 nucleotides. RefSeq names its product THUMP domain containing 3 (gene thumpd3). Gene Ontology annotation, molecular function: tRNA (guanine) methyltransferase activity; RNA binding. The transcript has 10 exons. Lineage: Eukaryota; Metazoa; Chordata; Actinopteri; Siluriformes; Bagridae. The record is from RefSeq and is a predicted model, not a curated record. Gene Ontology annotation, biological process: tRNA methylation. Bases 159 to 1601 code for a protein of 480 amino acids.